AUGCCGACAAUGCAUGCAAAUACAUUGCGACAGGCCUCGCGCUUCUGCUUAAAGCAGUCGUCGUCAACCACUGGUGUUUCAAGAACUUCUGUUGCGAGAGUGGCGGGGAUAUCAAGCCAAACAACUUCGAGGAGGGGGUAUGUCUCGGCGACGAAGAAAGAUAACGCUCAGGUCAACGUCGACACUGCCAUCCGAGCCGAUCAAAAAGCAUUCUUUGCAGAGACCGGCAAGCUUCCAGAGAAAACGAUUGUGCCAGGAACCGAUGUCAACGCUGAUGCGAUGAUGAGCCCUAUGGCUGGUGUUUUGAAGCAAGCCACAGUUAUGGAUGAAGGCGAGAGACCAAUCUAUCUUGAUAUGCAAGCUACAACACCUCUUGAUCCGCGGGUGUUGGAUGCUAUGCUGCCAUACUACAGCGGACUUUAUGGCAACCCCCACUCGAGAACGCAUGCUUAUGGAUGGGAAACCGACAAGGGUAUUGAAGAGUCUCGCGAGCAUAUUGCAAAUCUUAUUGGAGCGGACCCGAAGGAGAUAAUUUUCACGAGCGGAGCUACAGAAAGUAACAAUAUGAGUGUCAAGGGAGUUGCGAGGUUCUUUGGCCGAGGUGGAAAGAAGAACCAUAUAAUUACCACCCAGACAGAACAUAAGUGUGUUCUUGACAGUUGUCGGCAUUUACAAGACGAAGGAUUUGAAGUUACAUAUCUCCCUGUCUUGAGCACCGGCCUGGUCGAUAUGGCUCAACUCGAAGCUGCCAUCCGGCCAGAGACUUGUCUCGUCAGUAUCAUGUCAGUGAACAAUGAGAUUGGUGUUAUCCAACCCCUGGAGGAGAUAGGCAAGCUUUGCAGGUCAAAGAAGGUCUUUUUCCACACCGAUGGAGCACAGGCAGUCGGCAAGAUCCCAAUGGAUGUCAACAAGAUGCAGAUUGAUCUAAUGUCCAUUUCUUCUCAUAAGAUUUACGGACCAAAGGGAAUGGGAGCUUGCUAUAUCCGAAGAAGGCCGAGAGUUAGAAUCGACCCUAUCAUCUCUGGAGGCGGACAGGAGAGAGGAUUGAGAAGUGGUACCCUUGCGCCUGCGUUAGUUGUCGGAUUUGGAGAAGCCUGUCGAAUUGCCAAGGAGGAGAUGGAUUAUGAUUCUAAACGGAUCAAGAUGCUCUCCGACAGACUUCUUAGCGGUCUCCUCUCCCUGGAGCACACCACCCAAAACGGAGACCCGAACCACUUUUACCCCGGCUGUGUCAACGUAUCUUUCGCGUACGUCGAGGGUGAGUCCCUUCUCAUGGCCUUGAAAGACAUCGCCCUCUCCUCCGGCAGCGCCUGCACCUCCGCCUCCCUGGAGCCCAGCUACGUACUACGGGCCUUGGGCAGCAGUGAUGAGAGCGCCCACAGCAGUAUCCGUUUCGGUAUCGGUCGCUUCACCACAGAGUCAGAGAUCGACUAUGUGCUGAAGGCAGUGAAGGAACGAGUCACGUUUUUGAGAGAGCUAAGCCCGCUUUGGGAGCUCGUGCAGGAGGGUGUUGCUCUUGAUAGUAUACAGUGGAGUCAGCAUUGA
Lachnellula hyalina is the source of this 1545-nucleotide messenger RNA. Its product is annotated as Cysteine desulfurase, mitochondrial. Gene Ontology annotation, cellular component: mitochondrion; nucleus; cytosol. Gene Ontology annotation, molecular function: pyridoxal phosphate binding; cysteine desulfurase activity. The record is from RefSeq and is a predicted model, not a curated record. Gene Ontology annotation, biological process: [2Fe-2S] cluster assembly. NCBI's taxonomy places the organism in Eukaryota, Fungi, Ascomycota, Leotiomycetes, Helotiales, Lachnaceae. The transcript has 3 exons. The coding region runs from base 1 to 1545 and encodes 514 amino acids.